AAUCGAAUCGUAUCGUAUCGUAUCGAAACGAAACGGCAGAGAGUGGUGUGUGGAAGCUUCAAGAUGCAAUUGCAGCAUUGUCUAGUCGCUGCAACGCUGCUAAUUGUGGCUAGUGUGAAUGGCCAAAAUAAAGAGAAGGAGGACUUUCAGUGCCCCUCACACAUUGCCAAUGGCAACUAUGCGGAUCCUGCCACCUGUCGUCGGUUCUACCAGUGCGUGGACGGCUAUCCGUAUUUGAACCGCUGCCCGUCCGGCCUCUACUUUGACGAUUUACAGAAGUACUGCACAUUCAAGGAUGAGGCCAAGUGCGGCCCACUGCCAACAACUCCUGCCCCUGCCACAGAUGCACCGGCAGACACCGCCCAGCGCUGCAGCACCGAGGACUGUGCCCUGCCCUACUGUUUCUGCUCGAAGGAUGGCACACAGAUACCUGGCGACCUCGAGGCCGAAAAGGUCCCACAAAUCAUCAUGAUAACCUUUGAUGGUGCUGUCAAUCUGAAUAACUACGAUCACUAUACGAAAAUCUUUAAUGGCAAGCGCAAGAAUCCCAAUGGCUGCCUCAUCCGUGGCACCUUCUUCCUGUCCCACGAAUACAGCAACUAUCAACAGAUUCAGCAUUUGGGCUAUGCCGGACACGAAAUCGCUACGGAGAGCAUCUCGCAGCAGCAGGGCCUCCAGGACAAGGGCUACGAGGAGUGGGUCGGCGAAAUGAUUGGCAUGCGUGAAAUUCUGCGACACUUUGCCAAUGUGUCCGUCAACGAUGUGGUCGGCAUGCGUGCCCCAUUCCUUAAGCCCGGUCGCAACACCCAGUACAAGGUGCUAGAGGACUUUGGCUAUAUUUACGACAGUUCCAUCACCGUGCCACCAGUAGCCGUGCCCGUGUGGCCCUACACCCUGGACUACAAGAUCUCGCACGAGUGCAAGAGCGGUACAUGCCCGUCGCGCACCUUCCCCGGCGUGUGGGAGGUGCCACUGAAUACCCAUUAUGUGGAGGGAUUCGAGGGCGGCCACUGCCCCUACAUGGAUCAGUGUGUGCUCCACAAUCUGGACGAGGAGGAGGUGCUGGCCUGGCUCCAAGAGGACUUCUCGCGGUACUACGAACAGAACAAGGCCCCCUACAUGAUGCCAUUCCACACGAACUGGUUCCAGACCAAGCCACUGGAGAACGGCCUGCACAAGUUCCUCGAUUGGGCACUUGAACUACCCGACGUCUACAUCCUGACGGUGACCCAGACGCUGCAGUACAUGACCGAUCCCAAGGAGCUGCGCGACGUGAACCAGAUCGAGUCAUGGAAGUGUGACAAGAGCGUCGCCGUGGCCCCAAAGCCCUGCAACAUAUGGCAGACAUGCGCCCUGCCGUUCAAGAUACCCGAACAGAAUCUGACGGACACCCGCUAUAUGGAGACCUGUCGCGAGUGCCCCAAUGUCUAUCCCUGGCUGGGCGAUGCCGGCGGCACAGGCAUCCAGGGUCAGGACAACUACAUCUUCUCGGGUGCCAGCGGCGAUGAGGCCGAAGAUGACAGCACUGCCAACUAGAAAGUGUUUCAAUCUUUCCUCCAAACCCCAGACCCCAAACCCCAAACCCUAAACCCCAAACUCCAAACCCAAACCAAUCUCUUCUUUUUCUUUUCCCUCGACCAAUAGCUUUCCCUCCUGUUUUCUUGGUUGUUUAUUUUUUGUAUUUUUUUUUGUAUCGUUUCUCUUGUUUCCCUUGUGCUCCCAGUAAUUUCUCACACACCCACACAUGCCAGUCAUGAUGAUCCAAUAAUGAGCUCCUCAGCUCAUUCAUUUCCACAUUUUCCGCACCACCCCGCCCUGCCCCCCCUCAACUUUCUUAUACGUAUAGCUCUUAAGCGAAAUUAUGUCAGAUUGUUCUUAGUUUAUAAGCGACAAAAUGUAUGUAAAACCAAUUUUUUUGUAUGAAUAAAAUGAUUAUUUCCAAAAGAA
Messenger RNA from Drosophila obscura, 1947 nucleotides. It is a transcript of the gene Cda4, whose product is annotated as chitin deacetylase 1. Gene Ontology annotation, biological process: carbohydrate metabolic process. Gene Ontology annotation, cellular component: extracellular region. Bases 64 to 1536 code for a protein of 490 amino acids. The record is from RefSeq and is a predicted model, not a curated record. The transcript has 8 exons. Gene Ontology annotation, molecular function: chitin binding. NCBI's taxonomy places the organism in Eukaryota, Metazoa, Arthropoda, Insecta, Diptera, Drosophilidae.